This is a messenger RNA of Vicia faba (fava bean), 573 nucleotides long. NCBI's taxonomy places the organism in Eukaryota, Viridiplantae, Streptophyta, Magnoliopsida, Fabales, Fabaceae. The record is from the annotation of a GenBank genome assembly.
AUGUCUAUUAGAAAACCCGCAUUCCCUCGACUCCUCCUUAACAACGUCUCUUGCAUGAGAAAUGCCCAACAAAUUCUCUCUUAUGUGAAUGUCUCUCUUCAUGAUGGAGGGGCACUUGUCCUAACUGGUGCAAACGGUUCAGGAAAGACAACUUUCAUGCGCAUGCUAGCUGGGUUUUCUCGUCCUUCUGCAGAAAAUAUUCAGUGGUUUGAACUUCUUGAAGGCAAGCAAGGGAAAGCUAUGCUUGCACUUGAGGUGAUGGGAUUAGGAAGAUUGGCUAAGGAAAAACCAAGGAUGCUUUCAAGUGGCCAGCAGAGAAGAUUGCAACUUGCAAGACUGCUCGCAAUUGAUCGCCCCAUAUGGUUGCUAGACGAGCCUUCAGUUGCAUUAGAUGACGAAGGUGUAAAGUUACUCGAGUACAUUAUUGCAGAACACAGGAAACAGGGAGGAAUCGUGAUUGUGGCGACUCAUUUACCCAUUGAAAUAGAAGAUUCCAUGGUCUUGAAGCUGCCACCAAGGUUUCCAAGGGGGAUGACAUUUGUAGAUAUGCUUGACCGCAUUGAUAUUAGUUAA